Engraulis encrasicolus (European anchovy) is the source of this 2068-nucleotide messenger RNA. It is a transcript of the gene ttc33, whose product is annotated as tetratricopeptide repeat domain 33. Gene Ontology annotation, molecular function: protein binding. The transcript is spliced from 5 exons. NCBI's taxonomy places the organism in Eukaryota, Metazoa, Chordata, Actinopteri, Clupeiformes, Engraulidae. The record is from RefSeq and is a predicted model, not a curated record. Bases 104 to 922 code for a protein of 272 amino acids.
CAGGAAGUAGUUUAAUUUUGGUGUAAACGUAAAUGAUGGCGCCAGCUGUCCUUGUGCACGUCAAAACAUUUGCAGUAAUUCACUUUGCAUAAUCGUAGUCAUCAUGGCUUCGUUUGGCUGGAAGAGGAAGGCCGGUGAGAAGGUGUCCAAGGCGGUGGUGCAGCAGUUCGAGCGGGAGUCGGAGGAGAAGAAGGAGGAUCCCGAGGGGGAGGGAGAGGGGGUGGACUGGCUACACGCCAUCAAGCGCAAGAAGGAGGCACUGCUGGAGGACUGCGCCACCAGAAGCCAGCGGCUGAAGAAUGAGGGAGCACUGCUGGCCGAGCAGGGCAGGCACUGGGAGGCCAUUAAGCGUUGGGACGAGGCGAUCCAGUUGACUCCAGAAGAGGCUCCACUGUACGAGAUGAAAGCUCAGGUCUUGACCACCCUACAGGAAGUCUUCCCGGCAGUACAGGCAGCAGAGAUGGCCGCCAAGCUCCGCCCACACUGGUGGGAGGCGUGGCAGACCCUGGGCCGAGCCCAGCUCAGUAUGGGGGAGGUGGAACUGGCGAGCCGCUCCUUCCAGGUGGCGGUGCACCUGCGUCCGAGUGAGCGCCCCCUGUGGGAGGAGGACCUGGCCUGGGCCAGUAAGCUGCGCGCCCAGAAGCGCCGCGCCCAAUCGGCCGCCUCGCAGGAGGAGGAAGCUCGCCGCCUAUUGGACGAGGCGCCCGAGCUGAGGCGGGACUACGACGACUUUGAGAGCGAGGAGGUGAUCGCGGCGUGCGCCGCCGUGGCCGAGCGGCAGAGGAGGCACGAGGAGGCGCGCAGGACGGCCGUGGUGGUGGCCGCCCAGGGCGUCACCGUGGAAACGCUGCGCACCGACACGGAGAGGCCGGCCUGCGUCGCCGCCUCGCACAGUGACUUUGUGAAAGCCCGGGGGCUGUAGUGAGCCGUUCACCCAGCUGGACUCUUAUCACCCAUGAAAUUGUUGGUCUUGUGUUUGAUUUUGUUUCAUUAUUUGUGUAGUUAAUUAUAGUUUGAGUUGAUAAUGUGCAUAUAAUGAUUAAUGAUGCUUAUCUGUGUUUGUGUGUAUUGGAAUAAAUCUUCUUGUGUAUACACCUACGUAGACAGGUCAUGCAUACCUGUAAAUAUAAGGUACUUAAGAUACUAUUUACUGGGCUUCUAUUGUAGCCAGACCGUGCCCUCCUAGUGACGCAACACCUUCAGCGUUGCUUCUGGUCAGGCCAGGAGCAACACAAAUAUCAUUUCUGGGUUCCGGAAAAAUCAGGAACUCCUCGCACUUUGUCGGGAAGCAAACAACCAGUAACAAACCAAGGGAGGCGGGUCAAUUAAUGCCGUUUGGGAAAUGUUAAUUGUAAUGCUCUUGGUCAGACCAAGUCUUGAAGAGAUUUGAAAGUUGAUGAUAAUCAGGCUACUUCUAUUGAACAUGGCAGUCUGAAAGAGUGUCAGGAAAGUGCUGGGAGAGAGAGGUGGGAAGUGACUCAGAUCCCCAGAUCUAUGGAAUGGCACCUUAGCCCAGUGUUUCCCAACCAAGGGUACGUGUACCACUAGGGGUACGCGAGCACACUGCAGGGGGUACUUGGAGAAAUGAAAAAACAUAUGCAGCACAGUCACAUUGGUAUAUAGAACAUGAGUGAGGGGGUACUCGUGGUAUGACAAAAAGGCUUAGGGGGUACGCAAGACAAAGAAGGUUGGGAAACACUGCCUUAGCACACUGAGCCACGGCACCACCUAUUACUGUAGUUUUGAGGAGUGCGUAGGGCUCUUGACCCUGCCCACCCAAACAGAGAUUCUUUAAGUAUAUAGAGAUAUGCCAACAUAAUAGGUUUCUAUGGGCACCUAACAUGACCAGGUUCCGGUCUGCCUAAAGGGCCGUGUCAUAAUACUCCUAGCAUUGAAUAGAACAGUCCUUAGGUCUGCCUAGGUCUGCCUAAAGGGGGCAAUAAUAGAACCAGGAAACAAUGGGCCAAUGGAACCUCUCUCUCUCUACUCUCUCUGACCCAAGCCUUCCUGAGAAUUUCAGCCAGUCUUCAGUCUUCCUGUGUCAUUCGACCAUUUCACUCUUUUCUUU